AUGCCGAACGAUGUUUCCGCCCCAUCUCUGCCGUCCGGCCACAACUUGAACCUCGGGGAUCCCGAGAGAGACCAGAGCCCCGCUGAGUACUCCUCUGGCCUCGACUCCGAUAACGAUGCUAUCACCCUCAAUGGCUCCAGUGGCUCGCGGGCGCUGAAACGGAAACGUCCCCUCACCGUCUCGUGUGAACUCUGCAAGCAAAGAAAAGUCAAAUGUGACCGAGUACAGCCUAGUUGUGGCUGGUGCACUCGCAAUGGCCAUCUAUGCCAGUACAAAGAGCGCAAGAAGCCAGGCCUGAGAGCUGGAUAUGGCAAGGAACUAGAGCAACGUCUUGACCGAUUGGAAGAUAUCAUUCAAUCUCAAGCUCGCCUUAUCGAGAUGCAUAUCCUGAACAGCCAACCCAAUAUGCGUCAUGAUAUGCCGCAUGCUGGAUCCAUUGCAUACAGCUCGCCCUCAGAGCCCUCAGCCGUGCACGGCCCCAGUCCCCGAGGCGCCCUCUACUUUAACGAUCACAAUUCGUCGGUAGCGCUGCCAUCUCGUCACGCAGAGGUAUCAAUCACGACUCCUUCGGAUUCAUCGGUCAAGAACCUGGUGUCCAAUAAUAUACACAAUGGCGGGCCAGCGCCGGCGAUGAGUGCAUUGCCGCCGGCACCCAAUGCGCAUAGUAAUGACUAUACUGGGAAUGAAUCAUCUUUGGAGGUUCCGGUGAGCCUAUUCGCCAACCAAGAACAGUCGCUUGCAGAUCCUGAUUUGGAUCUCCCUCCAUACGACCUGCUAUAUGCAUUGGUGGAUCUCUACUUUGACCAUAUUAACUCUUGGUGCCCCAUUCUUCAUCGACGAUCGACGCUCGACACCUUCUUCGGUCCAUCCCCACUGGAGGAGGAUGAUCGCAUGGUCUUAUAUUCUAUUGUGGCAACAACCCUUCGGUUUUCAACAGACAGCAGAUUAAAUGACCAAAACCGAAAGCGCUACCACGAUUCCUCGAAGCAGAAAGUCCUGCUUUAUGGACUAGAAAAUUCAUCCGUCAAGGCUCUCCAAGCGCUGGUCAUUUUAGCCUUGGAUCUGGUCGGCUCAUCCAAUGGCCCUCCUGGUUGGAAGCUACUUGCUCUCAUAACGAGGUCUGUAGUUCAACUAGGACUCGCAGUGGAAUCAAAGUCCUCUCUCAUCGCGCCUGUAUAUCCAUCGAUUUAUACCCUACGCGCUGUCACCUUGUCCGAGCCAGACUCCUGGAUCGAAGAUGAGAGUAGACGCCGUUUGUUUUGGAUGGUAUAUCUUCUGGACCGGUACUCCACAAUUGCGACGGCAUUUAAUUUUGCCCUGGAUGACAAAGACAUCGAUCGCAAGCUCCCUUGCAAAGAUGAGUUCUUUAUGAAGAACCAGCCGGUGGAGACAAGACGCUUCCGCUGCUCUAGUGACCGAACCGACUAUCUCAGCCACGCAGAUAAUGUGGGAUCGUUUGGCCUAUAUAUCGAGAUCUUGGGCAUUCUUUCCCGUGUUCACGUUUUCCUAAAAAGACCUGUGGACAUUGGAUCUCUAGCCGACGUUGAAGAAUGGCAGGCAACCUAUCGAAAACUCGAUAGUGAGCUCACAUCCUGGGAAUUCAAUUUACCUGCCGAGUAUGCAUAUGAGAACUCAUCUCGGCUCUUCAGCGGGCCAAAGCAAGGUCGGACUUUGCACAGUGACUGGGUUCAACUACACGCAACCUACCAAACUGCCGUAAUCCGCCUACACUCAUCCGCCGCAUACCCAACAACAAGAUCCCCAAUUUUCACACCAUCAUACAGCGCCAGCCAGCGAUGUCUCCUCGCAGUCGACAACAUCCUCUCAGUAACCCGCUUCGUCGUCGAGAACAACCUCCUCGACAAACUAGGACCCCCCUUCGCCUUCACCCUCUGGGUCUCAGCCCGCCUCCUCCUCGUCCACGGCUCCACAAUUGCCCACACAGUCAGCCCAGACAUAAUAUUCUUCGUCGACACACUCGCCCAUAUGGGCCAACACUGGAAAGUAGCCGAACGCUACAGCAACAUCCUCCAACGCGUCCUGGACGAAUACGGCGAGUACCAACAAUCCGCCGCCCUAGACGCCGAAAGAUCAACACCCUCAACAGUAAAGAUCCUAGCAGACAUGCGCCGCUGCGCCUUUGACCUAGACUUCUUAAUCUCCCGCCAACCUCGCGAGUCGCCCUCCACAGCAAGUCUCAGCGGCAACGACCCCCGCGCCUCAACCUCAGGUCUAGCCCCGCGCAACCUCGCACCAAAUGAGCUGGAAUACCUCGACGUCUUCGGAUUCUUCAACGUCCCUCGCGUCCCACCGACACGAGCCCCUGACCCAUCAACCGCAGCCGUCCAGCAGCUGGAUAUGGACUCGGCCAUACAAAACCCGAUGUCUAUCCACGGUCUGACAAGUACGACCCCAGUCGUUGACGGCCAUCCCCCCGUCAACACGAACGAGUUCAAUAUAACGAACUAUCUCAUCCCGACACCGGAAACGGAUUGGCUGUUCCGACCAAAUGGUUGA
Penicillium manginii is the source of this 2517-nucleotide messenger RNA. Its product is annotated as putative C6 transcription factor. NCBI's taxonomy places the organism in Eukaryota, Fungi, Ascomycota, Eurotiomycetes, Eurotiales, Aspergillaceae. Gene Ontology annotation, biological process: regulation of DNA-templated transcription; DNA-templated transcription. The record is from RefSeq and is a predicted model, not a curated record. Gene Ontology annotation, molecular function: zinc ion binding; DNA binding; DNA-binding transcription factor activity, RNA polymerase II-specific. Bases 1 to 2517 code for a protein of 838 amino acids. Gene Ontology annotation, cellular component: nucleus. The transcript has 5 exons.